Molecule: messenger RNA, 681 nt
Organism: Fusarium venenatum
Lineage: Eukaryota; Fungi; Ascomycota; Sordariomycetes; Hypocreales; Nectriaceae
Source: RefSeq, a predicted model, not a curated record
AUGGCCAUCACCGCCAAAUUUGACCUUGAGAAUAGGCAGCUUGACGCGAUCAACGCCUUUACAAACAGCUACCUCGAUGAGGAUAUUUAUAUCAAAUUCCCUGACGGCUAUGAACGUCACGGAUGGAUAUUGAAGCGCAUCAAAGCUGUAUAUGGGUUACGACGGUCAUCCCUCCUCUGGAAGCAAGACCUUACAGGAACAUUCAAACAGCUUGGAUUGACCCUAUGUACGGAAGAUCCAUGUAUCUGCAGAAACAACUGGAUCAUAGUCUUCUUCUUUGUGGAUGACAUUGUCUUGCUAUACCGAAAGAAGGAUCAACUAGCUGCAGACCAAAUGAUCAACAGCUUGAAAAGCCGGUACCAAACGAAGGGCUUUGAACACCUGCAGUGGUUCCUAGAGAUCCGACUCCUGCGGGAUAGACCUAAUAGGAAGCUGUGGCUCUUCCAGGACUCAUACGCCGAAGCUAUUGCAAUAAGGUUCAAUCUCGAUCAAACGGAUCACUUCAAAGGAAGCCCUUUUCUAACCGGAAGGUUCCAGCCAAAUCCCCAGACAGCCACAAGGGAUCAGGUUCGCCUCUACCAACAGAAGAUCGGCCCCAUCAACUACGCCGCAGUCAUGACCCGACCUGAUAUUGUUGAAUGGUGUCAAAAGGAAGCUCAUGGAAGUAGCUUGAAAGGCUGA